Molecule: messenger RNA, 706 nt
Organism: Syzygium oleosum
Lineage: Eukaryota; Viridiplantae; Streptophyta; Magnoliopsida; Myrtales; Myrtaceae
Product: 60S ribosomal protein L21-1
Exons: 2
Coding region: 72-566 (164 amino acids)
Biological process (GO): translation
Cellular component (GO): cytosolic large ribosomal subunit; ribosome
Molecular function (GO): structural constituent of ribosome
Source: RefSeq, a predicted model, not a curated record
AGUCUCUGCGAAGCUAGCCAGCGAGCGAGAGAGAGAGAGAGAGGGAGGCGACAACUAGCUUAGCUGAGAAAAUGCCGGCGGGUCAUGGAGUGAGGGCGAGGACGAGGGACUCCUUCUCUCGGCCCUUCAGGAAGAAGGGGUACAUCCCGCUGACGACGUACCUCCGGACGUACAAGAUCGGCGACUACGUCGACGUCAAGGUGAACGGCGCCGUCCACAAGGGCAUGCCCCACAAGUUCUACCACGGCCGCACCGGACGCAUCUGGAACGUCACCAAGCACGCCAUCGGCGUCGAGGUCAACAAGCAGGUAGGGAACCGAAUUAUCAGGAAGAGGAUCCAUGUGAGGAUCGAGCAUGUUCAGCCCUCGAGGUGUCAGGAGGAGUUUAAGCAGAGGAAGGUCCGCAACGAUGAGUUGAAGGCGGCGGCGAAGGCACGCGGGGAGAAGAUCAGCACGAAAAGACAGCCUAAGGGGCCCAAACCCGGCUUCAUGGUUGAGGGCGCGACCAUGGAGACUGUCACUCCUAUUCCGUAUGAUGUCGUCAACGACUUGAAGGGUGGUUACUAGUUCAAGUGGCCCUCGGAUGUUUUCAGGAGUCUUAUCUUCAGCUCAGUGUUUUGUUACAUUAUCUUCUUUCCUAUCUUGAACUGCGGAUGAGCAAUUGUGUUGGGUCAUAGACUUAUAAGUCGAAUCAGUUUUGUUUUUUA